AUGGAAAACGGCACACUGGGGCUACUUGAUGAUGUUGAGACCCGGUGGGAGAACGUCGAGUGCAAACGCUAUGAAAUUUGCCGCGUCAUCUCUCCGGCGAAGCUCACUCCCUACCUUCGACAGUGCAAAGUGUUGGAUGAGCAAGAUGAAGAUGAGAUUCUCAACUCCCUGUUGUUGGUCUCCAAAGCAAACCGCACAAGUCGCCUUCUUGACAUCCUCCACUCCAAGGGAGAAAGGGGAUAUGUGGUGUUUUUGGAAAGCUUGGAAUUUUACUAUCCUGAGCUCUACAAACAGGUUACAGGGAAGAAUCCCACUCGUCGCUUUUCCACAAUUGUAGUCGAGGAGGGUCAUGAAGGUCUGACCCAGUUUUUGAUGGAUGAGGUGGUGAAGCUGCAGCAGCAAUAUAAAGUUAAGACCCUGCAGCACGUUGAGCUCAGCAGGAAGAACUGCACCCUGGAGGAUGAGCAGAAGAAACUGCGGCUUGUAAACCAGGAACUUCAGACUUCACAGCAGAGGUACAACAAAAUGAAAGAAGAAAGAAACACUUACAAUGACGAGCUACUUAGAAUCAAGGAUGAGAACUACAAACUGGCCAUGAGAUACGCCGCUCUGAGCGAGGAGAAGAACUUAGCAGUGAUGAGGAGCAGAGACCUUCAGUUGGAGAUUGAUCAGUUUAAGCACAAGCUAAACAAGAUGGAGGAAGAGUGUAAAAUGGAGCGGAAGCAAAGUCUCAAGCUGCAAAAUGACAUUGAAAAUCGGCCCAAGAAGGAGCAGAUCCUAGAGCUCGAGAGGGAGAAUGAGACUCUUAAGAUCAAACUACAGGAGCUGCAGUCGUUCAUCCAGCCUGGUCCCCUGUUUACAUCGGACAAAGACAUCCUUGACAUCUUGGAGCAUGAUCGACAGGAAGCGAUUGAAGACAGACAAGACCUCGUCAAUCGCCUCUACAAUCUCCAUGAGGAAGUCAGACAGGCAGAAGAACUACGAGACAAGUACUUGGAAGAGAAGGAGGACCUGGAACUGAAGUGCUCCACGUUACAGAAAGACUGCCAAAUGUAUCGCAACCGAAUGGACACCAUCACCAUGCAGCUCAAGGAAGUGGAAAAAGAGAGGGACCAGGCCUUUCGGGCCAGAGACGAUGCCCAGCACCAAUUCUCCCAGAGUCUGAUUGACAAAGACAAGUAUCGCAAGCAGAUUAGAGAGUUGGAGGAGAAAAGUGAUGAGCUCCAGAUUGAGAUGGUGCGGAAAGAAGCCCGGCUGGUCACACUAGAGUCUCGCCUGCGACGGAUCUCCAAGGACAUUGCCUUAGAUCAAAGCCUACCAAGGGAUUUAGCCCCGGCAAUCCUCUGUCAACAAGAGAGUAAACCUGCCCAGAGUCUUUUAGAAUGGUCAAGUGAUGAGUCACCAGAGGAGAGGAUUUUCCCUGAAGAGUCCCGCCUAAGACGCAGACCCAAUCUGAAAGCAGUGGUCAGGCAAUAUUCACCCACUCACCUUCCAAUUAACAUAGAGGCUGUUCAUCCUGCUGCAGCCAAUGUGGGAGACCUUCUUGAAAUUCAGAUGAAAAACAUGCCAGCCAACAGCAACUCCCUCCCUCCUUCCCCCAGUUUCCCCCCCGUAUUGCCUACGUAUCCCAACAACUCAACCCCCGCCCUCAUUUCGUCCUCCUCUUCUCUAUAUCAUCCCACGACUGAACAGUCGAAUCGGCCGAAUAUGAUGCGGAACCGCAAUGACAGCAUUCAAUCCACGCAGCCAGAGCCCCCCGAGAAAGCAUCGCUGUACCGAAGAAAAAGGGAGAACGAAAACGAUUUCCAGCCCCGCAGCCUCUCGGACUUUGACAGCGACAAUAUGGAAUUGGAAUUUGUGAGGCGUGGUCCAUCAUCUGUCCACUCGUCUUCCUCGUCCCAUCAGUCAGAAGGCAUGGACGCUUAUGACAUUGAGCAAGUCAACAAUAUCUUCAGAAAACUUUCUUUAGAAAGGCCAUUUCGUCCGUCUCUGUCCUCCUUGUCUAGUAUCCGCUCGACAAUGAAGCCUGUGCAGGAGUUUACAUUACUGGGUGAAAAUCUGCUGAACGACACCACUCUUGUUGGCGGCAAUGACAGUGGGAUUUUCAUCUCAUCUGUCCAGCCGGGCUCUGUCGCAGAGAAGACUGGGUUGCGCGAAGGUCAUCACCUCUUAUUGCUUGAAGGCCACAUACGUGGAGAGAACCAGAGAAUAUCAUUGGAAAUCAGCACCCAGGAGGAAGCUUACUGGGUGCUGCAGCACUGCUCUGGACCAAUCAGGUUGCACUAUAGAGCUAAUUUUGACAUUUACCGUCGUCUUCAGUGGGACCUCGCAGAAGGUAAACGGUUUUCUGGAGACUCCUUCUACAUCCGGGUGAACCUCAAUAUCUCCAGCCAUCUGGACAAUUGCUCGCUGAGUGCGCAAUGUGAUGAGGUAGUCCAUGUUCUGGACACAAAACAUCAAGGGCUAUGCGAGUGGCUGUGUGCCCGCGUUGACCCCUACAGCGGGUGCGACCUGCAAGAACGUGGAACUCUGCCUGGCAAUUCACGGGCUCAGCAACUCCUUCUUGUAAAGAUACAGAAGUUGAUGUGUCGAGGCGGAAGAGAAGAAAAUGAAAUUCAGCGCAACGUAAGGAACAAUUUGCUGCCAGAAGAAGGCAGCCCGUCUUCUGACCCCAAAGCCAGCCCACGCAUGUCGAGAGCGAGCAUCUUUCUCACCCAGAUCCUGCAGCUCGUCAGCAGAGCAGAAACUAAAUACAAGCGACUCAACAGCAAUGAGCGUGUGAGGAUCAUAACCUCAGACGCCACCGAUUCUGAGGGGGAGAUGAGCAGAAAUUUGAAUCUGAUCCCCUACAGCCAUGUCACCCCCCGAUGGACUGAGAGGAGGAGACCGGUACUCUUCACGCCCACAGCUUUAGCCAAAACACUUUCACAGAAAUUAGUCAACAUGGGGGGCGCCGUGGACUUUAGUGUGUGCAAACCAGACAUUUUAUCCAAAGAGGAAUUUAACCACAAACCGGGUGCAGACUGCUACGUUUACUUCAAAGAAAAAGGUGCCUCUUUCGAAUUCAUCACCAGGGAGAGUUUGGAGGCCAUCACUGCAAAGGGCAAACACUGCCUACUGGACGCCGAACUGAGCUGCGUCAAAAACCUACUGAGGAUGGAAAUGUACCCAAUCAUCAUUUUUGUCAAGAUCUGUGAAAAAAAUGUCAAGAAGCUGCGGAAAUUGCCACUGCGCCUAGAGUCAGAGGAGGAGUUUCUGAAGUCAUGCAGGCUGAAAAAGAAGGAGCUGGAGGGUAUUCCGUGUCUCUACGCGAGCCUCGAGCAAGAUGCCUGGCCAGGGACAGAUGACCUCAUCAGAGUUGUCAAAGAGCGGAUAUUUGAAGAGCAGAAGAAGACUGUGUGGGUGGAGGAGAAUCUCCUGUAG
Molecule: messenger RNA, 3423 nt
Organism: Nerophis lumbriciformis (worm pipefish)
Lineage: Eukaryota; Metazoa; Chordata; Actinopteri; Syngnathiformes; Syngnathidae
Source: RefSeq, a predicted model, not a curated record